Messenger RNA from Sesamum indicum (sesame), 1238 nucleotides. RefSeq names its product Ribosomal protein L25/Gln-tRNA synthetase, anti-codon-binding domain-containing protein. Gene Ontology annotation, cellular component: cytosolic large ribosomal subunit; ribosome. The record is from RefSeq and is a predicted model, not a curated record. NCBI's taxonomy places the organism in Eukaryota, Viridiplantae, Streptophyta, Magnoliopsida, Lamiales, Pedaliaceae. Gene Ontology annotation, biological process: translation. Gene Ontology annotation, molecular function: 5S rRNA binding; structural constituent of ribosome.
ACGUAAACUCGGCUAAACCCCUUGGAACUGAAGACGAAACAUAAACCCUUACACUCGCCUGAGCCCAUUUCCCCAUCACCCAUUCCAUCAACGCAGAAACAAAUGUCCAAGUGGUGCCGCGCGGCCGCCGGUGUUCUCAAAGCAACGGCGGAGACGCAGUCCCGCCGCUCGUAUCACACGAUCCAAGCCGUUCCGAGGGAAAGCUCCGGACACCGGAUCUCUGUACGAGACCGAGCUCAGGGACGCAUCCCCGCCGUUGUCUUCUCCCAGAGCUACGUUCAGAGAGAUCCUAAUGAUCCUACUUCUGUUGUCGCCUCCAGUUUGGUUUCUCGGAAACUGCUGCUUACCACGGAGCGGAAGCAGAUUCAGGCUAUUCUCAAGAACAUACAACUUCCGUUUUUCUGCUCCACUACUUUUCCGCUUCAGAUCCGGGCCGGGUCGGGUUCUUCCACUAUACUUGAGACGAGAAAGGUUCUUCCAAUUAAGAUACAUAGGGAUGAAGAUGGGAAGGUAUUGAAUUUGGUAUUCGUAUGGGCGGAGGAUGGAACGCAGCUGAAGGUGGAUGUGCCCAUUGUUUACAAAGGAGAAGAUGUAUGCCCCGGUAUAAAGAAAGGCGGUCGUCUAAGGCAGGUAAGAAGUAGUUUGAAGUACUUGUGUCCGGCUGAGCACAUUCCUGCAAAGAUUGAAGUAGAUCUGAGUAAUCUGGAUAUUGAGGACAGGGUAUCCAUGCAUGACGUCCCAAUUCAUCCAAGCUUGAAGCUUCUAAGUAAGAAUGAGAACAUUCCUGUUUGUAAGAUCAUAGCGACGGACAUUGGAGAAAUCGAACAUGCAUAGUACAAACUGGAUCGUUUCUGGAAUGUUUAAAAUAUAAUUUUAGCACCAGUUCAGCAUGAUGGUGUUAACGAUUGCAUGUUCAAUGUGAUAGGUGUUUGAGGUUAGUUGUUCAGACUGUUUGAGGUUAAGCCAAUUUCAUCGGUGCAGAAAUAAGUAUGUCAAUUCUUGUGAUUUAUAGCUGGUUGCUAGUAUACAAAGCACUGUUGUCAGAAAAUGAGUUGUUUUCUUCUCGAGCUGCAUUGCAAUCUCCUGCAUAGCGUCGGAAAGGAAUUUCACUGCAGCACUUUUGCGAAGUUUAGUCACUCAUGCUGUUACCUUUACGCAUCUAACAAUUUUCCUACUCACAUGUAAAAACUUGUUUCUUGUAUGCUAAUUUAAGCUGUUGAGCUGUUUGAAAACUAAAA